Colletotrichum aenigma is the source of this 798-nucleotide messenger RNA. It is a transcript of the gene TAF3, whose product is annotated as Transcription initiation factor TFIID subunit 3. The transcript is spliced from 2 exons. Gene Ontology annotation, molecular function: protein heterodimerization activity. The record is from RefSeq and is a predicted model, not a curated record. Bases 1 to 798 code for a protein of 265 amino acids. NCBI's taxonomy places the organism in Eukaryota, Fungi, Ascomycota, Sordariomycetes, Glomerellales, Glomerellaceae.
AUGACGCCCCCACCAUUACUCUUCCACGCCCUCCUCCGCCCCGCGGUUCUCCAGAUCCUCCGCGCGACAGGCUACCACGCGGCGCGUCCGGUCGUCCUCGACGCCGUGACGGAGCUGGCAGCGCGGUACAUGCUGGCCCUGUGCCAGGCGACAGCGCGGCACGCGUCGGAUAACAACCAGGAAGGCGAUGCGCCGGGGAUCGUGGACGUGCGCAUGGCGCUGCAGGAGCUGGGCGCCGUGCCACCGGACGAUGUGAGCGCCGAGGGACGGGGCGCGAUACUGGGAGAGAUCCUCGACGACGUCAUGGAGGCGAACGGCGUCGCGGGUGCGCCUGCAGAGAACGGCGACGACGUCGCGAUGGCGAAUGCGGGGACGGUCGUGGAGAGGGAGCGCGAGAGGGAGGUGGUGGUGGAGGAUGUCCGCGGCGUGGAGGAGUUUAUCAGGUGGUUUUCUGGACCGAGGAACAAGGCCAUCCGCGAGGCGGCAGUGGGCGACGGGGAGCUUGAGCUCGGGGAUUACCUGAAUGUCCUGAAGAAGAAGCACAGCAAGACCGGCGAAGACUCAAAGUACCUCGGCACGAUCAUCGGUAAGGGCAACGACGUGGGCGAGGUGCAAGUCGAGGGUGGCGACCUACCCAGCAUCCACACGUGGCGGGCCAAGAUGCGCGGACCCUCACCGGCGAGCGCUCUGUCGGCGACAUCACCGAACAUCAAGGAGGAGUCGAGGCCGCCGAGCUCCGGGCUGAGUUCUGUGGGCGACAGGCUGGGCGACGAUCGGGACAGCAUGGAUUUGUCAUAG